GGAGUUGCUCGAUGUACAAGAGGAGAGGAGAGGAUGCAAAAGGAUCGGAGGUACCAGGAAGGAAUAUCCCAUCCGGCGAGCUAGUCAGCACCCGCCGUCUUGUUCAGUUCAGCAGGUCCCCAUCUCUUGUCUCAGCUAGGCUUCCGAACCAACAAGGCAAAGGCAACAACCUAGUCGGCUCAGCUGGCUCUCCUCCCGCUCCGCUGCCAUCCCGGCCCUGUCUCUUACCUUUACUAGCGGCUGCUUAUUAGCUAAGCUCUCAAUAAUAGGAUCGACGAUCCAUCAGAGAUAUAGAUAUGGAGGGGGAGGGGGAGGGGGAGGUCGGAGCAGCCAUCCUUGGCCCUGCCGCUGCAUUACAUUUACACGACGGCGGCGGCGGCGGCGACGACGAGCCGCAGCCGGUGUACUGCGCCGUGGGGAUUGCCAAGGAAGAAUGGAAGGCCAACCUGCAGUGGGUGCUCGCCAACGUCCCCCGGAGCAAGCGCCUCGUCCUCGCGCACCUGCGCCGCCCGCCCUCCCGGAUCAACAUGAUGGGGGCGUGGGUCCCAGUGAGCCAGCUUGCAGAUGAGGAGGUGACUGCGUUCAGGCAGCUGGAGGAGGACAAGAUCGGCCAAGUCUUAGACGACCUCCUGGACAUCUGCAAAAGUCAAAAGGUCAAUGCGAGCAAGAUCAUCGUCGCGAGCGACGAUACUGCCAGGGGCCUUGUACAGCUGGUUGAUGAUCAUGGGGUCACCGAGCUCAUCAUGGGCGCAGCAUCUGAUCGGGCCUACACCAGGAAGAUGCGGGCACCAAGGUCUAAGAAAGCACUGAUGGUGCAGAGGAAGGCGAAUCCGUCUUGCAAGAUCUGGUUUGUCUGCAAGGGAAACCUUAUUUGCACCAGGGAGGCCAGCGAGGGGGCACACCGAGCAGAAUCAUCGACAACUAGCACAAGUCCCAGGUCAAGCACUUCUGACUACUCAAGAUCGAAAUCCUCACCGCGCCUGCACAACGAGACAUUCAGCACGCAAGAAUCAAACGACCCGGCAACAUCAUCAGUUGAUGAGACUCCUGCAACUACAAGGUGGGGCGACCACACCAUGGAGGGUUUAGAUAAUCAUCAUGCAACUGCCCCGACGACGGCUUCAGUGUCUGAAAUCGUCGAGUCCGGAGAGGAAGCAGCUGCUGAGCAGCUGGUGCAUGGGGUCCAAGAGGAUCAGUUGUUGAUUCCGUUUGGCCAGGAUGCUGGUGAGAUGGAUGACGCCUUGUAUGAGAAACUCAAGGAUGCGCUCGUGGAGGCCGAGAACCUGAGGCAGGAGGCGUACGAAGAGACUCGCCGGCGUCAGAUGGCCGAGCGCGAGCUCGCCGAGGCGUCCAAGAUGGCCGAUGACGCAGAGAGGUCGUACCGGAGAGAGGCGGGGCAGCGGAAGGAGAUGGAGGACACGCUGGGCAGAGAGCGCGCGGCGAUGGAGCACGACAGGCGAGAGCUCCACGACAUACUGGACAAGAUACGCAAGGUGGACGAGCGGAGCGCCGAGCUGGAGCUCCAGAUCACAAACUCGGAGCGCAUGAUGACCGACCUCGAGGCCAGGCUCUCGGAGUCGUGCAGCCUCCUCGGCACGCUCCGGCCCCGGCAAGCGGCGACGACGGCGAGGGAGGAGGAAAUCGACGGUGAGCGCCAGCAGCUGGUAGUGGGAGCGGCAAGCUCCUCCUUGCGGCGGCUCGGUUACGCGGAGCUGGACGAGGCCACCAAUCAUUUCGAUGAGUCUGCAAGGGUCGACGGCGGCGGCGGCGGCGGCCGGGGCAAAGUGUACAGAGCGGAGCUGCGCGGCAUGGCGGUGGCCGUGAAGGUAUUGGGCCGCGACGUGGCCGUGGACGAGGACCGGUUCGCCCGUGAGGUGGAAAGGAUCAGCGGCGUGAGGCACCCGAACCUGGCGGCGCUCGUGGGCGCGUGCCCGGAGGCGCGCGCCGUCGCGUACGAGCUCGUCCCGGGCGGGAGCCUGGAGGACCACCUCGACCUCGCCGCCGGCGGCGACUGCAGCCUGCCGUGGCGCGCGCGCUGCGGCAUCGCGUACGGGGCGUGCUCCGCGUUGUCCUUCCUCCACUCCACCUCCUCCGCGCCGCCGCGGGCGGACGUGAGGCCGGCGAGCAUCCUCGUGGUUGGGUCCUCCUCGUGCAAGCUGGCCGGGCUCGGCACGCGCGGGCUCGUCGUCGACCACCCCGGGGGCGCGUCGUCGCGGCCGGCGCUGGCGUACGCGGACCCAAGCUACCUGGCGGCGGCGGCGGGGGAGGUCCAGCAGCAGUGCGACGCCGACGUGUACUCGCUGGGCGUGGUGCUCCUCCGGCUGGCGACCGGGAUGCCGGCGUUCCUGGCAAGGAAAGCUGCGCGGGAGGCCGCGGGCGGCGGCAGGGCGUGGCGCGAGGUGGUGGACGCGUGCUGGCCGGCGGAGCGCGGGCGGGAGGUGGCGCUGCUGGGGCUGAGAUGCUGCGCGAGGUCGAGGCGCGAGCUGCUGGAGGAGGCCCGGGGCGUGCUGGAGGCCGCGUUGAUGAGCAGCGCGCCGCCGAGCAGCGUGGCCGAGCCCGACGACGGCGCGCCGUCCUACUUGGUGUGCCCGAUACUCAAGGAGGUGAUGCGGGACCCGCAGAUCGCCGGCGACGGGUUCACGUACGAGGCGGAGGCCAUCGAGGAGUGGCUGCGCAGCGGGCGCGACACGUCGCCCAUGACCAACCUCAAGCUCCCGACCACCAAGCUCAUCCCCAACCACGCGCUGCGCGCCGCCAUCCACCAGUGGCAUAAGGCUUUGACGCCACGUACAGAGACACGAUAUGAAUAAGGACGUUUUUUUUCUCUUACGCGACGCGAUGAUGAGAUACUAGCUCGAUGAUCACUAGACGUUGUCUCUUUCUUUUUUCCUCUUUGCAAAAAGGAAAUGUUUGUGGUUGUGUGAGUGUGUUAGAUUUUUGCGAUGCACACUCAGUCGCUGAAAAAUAGCCGUAUGCAAAGUUGAAGUUAUUUUUGUUGUAAAUUAAAUUUGUUCAAUUUUGACCACGUUUAUAGAAAAAACAUGACAACAUCUAUAUUAUAAAAUACAUGAAUAUAUUCGACGGUUGAUUUAAGGAAA
This is a messenger RNA of Setaria italica (foxtail millet), 3098 nucleotides long. RefSeq names its product U-box domain-containing protein 33. The transcript is spliced from 6 exons. Gene Ontology annotation, molecular function: ATP binding; protein kinase activity; ubiquitin-protein transferase activity. The coding region runs from base 297 to 2810 and encodes 837 amino acids. The record is from RefSeq and is a predicted model, not a curated record. Gene Ontology annotation, biological process: protein phosphorylation; protein ubiquitination. NCBI's taxonomy places the organism in Eukaryota, Viridiplantae, Streptophyta, Magnoliopsida, Poales, Poaceae.